This is a messenger RNA of Ochlerotatus camptorhynchus, 1287 nucleotides long. RefSeq lists its product as uncharacterized. NCBI's taxonomy places the organism in Eukaryota, Metazoa, Arthropoda, Insecta, Diptera, Culicidae. Bases 1 to 1287 code for a protein of 428 amino acids. The record is from RefSeq and is a predicted model, not a curated record. The transcript has 2 exons.
AUGGAUGUCGCUAUUUUCGGAUCAACAUGUUCUCCAAGUUUAACGCAAUUUGUGAAGAACCUGAAUGCGGAGAAAUAUGCUGCGGAGUUCCCGGAGGCGUCUGAGGCGAUUAAGGAGAAUCAUUAUGCGGACCAUUAUCUUGACAGCGUCGAUACGGUCGAAGAAGCAGUUCAACUGGCAUUAGACGUCAAGGAAGUCCACGAAAAGGCAGGAUUCCUCAUUCGGCAUUGGAUGUCGAACUCUCUUGAGGUGCUCCAGCGGAUUGGAGAGCAGAAUACGAAGUCGGUGAAGAGCUUCACCAUGGACAAGGGCAGCAACCUGGAGCGAGUUUUAGGGAUGGUAUGGCGACCACAAGAGGACGUCUUCGUAUUCUCAAUGACUCUCCGAGAUGAUCUGAAAAGUCUACUGGAUGGAUCCGUUGUACCAACCAAACGCCAGCUCCUGAGCUUAGUCAUGAGCAUUUUUGAUCCGUUAGGGAUGGUCGCUCCUUUCGUGGUGCAUGGGAAGACGAUAGUCCAGGAUGUGUGGAGAUCCGGAAUUGGCUGGGACAAGCCACUACCUGCGGAUAUCAUAUCACGAUGGGAGCAGUAUGCCAAACUACUUGGAACAUUGGAUAUGGUGAAGAUACCCAGAUGCUACUUUCCAGGAUACAAUCCUGGAGCCUACGAUUCGCUUGAAUUGCACGUUUUCGUGGAUGCUAGCAGCACUGCAUAUGCUGCCGCAGUCUACUUCCGGAUUGUGGACAGUGGAGAAGUACGCUGUAGUCUGGUGUGUGCAAGAACCAAGAUCAAGCGCAAAGUAUUGUGGAGUGAUUCUUCAACGGUUCUGAACUGGCUACGGUCAGAUCCGCGGAACUAUAAGCAGUUUGUAGCGUUCCGGGUAACAGAGAUCCUGAAUGAAACGGAAGUCAGCGAUUGGAGGAAGGUUCCAACCAGGAUGAACGUUGCUGAUGAAGCCACCAAAUGGGGACAUGGCCCAUGCUUCGAUGAACACAGCAGGUGGUUCAAGGGUCCACAGUUCCUGUAUAAACCAGAGUGUGACUGGCCAGAGGAUGCGAUCGAGCCGACUACAGCGGAAGAAUUAAGGGUGGUCCAUGUGCACCAGCAACUAUCGACGCAGUCGGUCAUCGAAUUCGAACGCUUCUCGAAGUGGGAAAGGUUGACCCGUACAGUGGCUACGAUUUGGCUGCAAGCAUAUUUGUCGAGACGGAUCAAAACAGGACGGAGAAGUAACCCCGAGUCGUGUGAACAGCGAGGAGUGGAAACAAGCGGAGUCAGCUGUAUAUAA